Rhinocladiella mackenziei CBS 650.93 is the source of this 3117-nucleotide messenger RNA. RefSeq lists its product as uncharacterized. Gene Ontology annotation, biological process: post-transcriptional regulation of gene expression. NCBI's taxonomy places the organism in Eukaryota, Fungi, Ascomycota, Eurotiomycetes, Chaetothyriales, Herpotrichiellaceae. Gene Ontology annotation, cellular component: cytoplasm. Gene Ontology annotation, molecular function: mRNA binding. The record is from RefSeq and is a predicted model, not a curated record. The transcript is spliced from 4 exons. The coding region runs from base 1 to 3117 and encodes 1038 amino acids.
AUGGCAUUUUCAAACACGCUCAGUGGCCGCAUGGAAGAACUGCGAUUCCCAAGUUUGCGAUCCCCUGACACCGAAAGCCCAUUCAAUUCGAAUGCGUCCUCGACGAGAGACCAAAAUCCAUUUUUCUCCAAUAUACAUACCUCGUCCAACGACGCCCGCGCGAGCCUCCAACGUCGCUUCACGACUGAUUCGAGCAAGAUGCCUGUAGCCCGACCAUUCGGACAACAGUACAAUUCAAUAAACCCGACUGCGUCGAACCCUUAUCUCUACCCCCGACUUAGAUCAGCCGAUCUCCUGUCACAUUUCUACCCUUUGCGCAGAUUUGAGCUCAUCAUGGAGACUGAUUACAAUCCAAAGCAGGUGAAGAAUAAGCAGAUGUACGACGACAUUCAAAGCGCAAAGCGCAAGGCAGAGGAGCAAUUGCGACUCUUGGAGCUGCAGGAACGAAGCUUGCAGAUGGGAGCAAAUUCUCAAGAUCUCGAGCGGAUCUCUACCCGACUGAAUCGCAUCAGCCUCAACGGACCUGUCAGCGAGCCGACCACUCCGCCAGAGUAUGCCGAAAGCGGAUUCAGCCAUCGUUUCUCGCGCUCCAGUCGACUCUCAGUCAACAGCGUCAUUUCCCCUCCCGGUCUCAGCAAGCGCAUGUCACAGUCCAGCUCUCAGAUCACCUCACCUCCCGGCAAUCGUCUUUCGGGCAACGGCAUCUACAGCCAAUCUCAGAAGCCAAGUGCCAAAUCCGUCCCUGGUUCUCGUCGAGGAUCGGACGAAGACGAGUACUAUCCGGAAGACCUGCCUACUACACGCGCUGCUGCCACACUGAAUCGUUUUUCUAUGCCCGUCAACAGUAGUCGCCAUCCCCAGCGCCUAAGUCUCAGUGGUGCUGCUCCCAGCUCAUUCAGUCCAACCAAUACUACCAGCUUCCUCUUUGAUGAGGACGACGACAAGCACCUUUCUCUCAACGCAAUCGACCUGAAGUCUCCUGUCGCAAAGGCCUUUGCCCAGCUUGAAGGCGAUGAUACGUUUCCCACUUUGACCAGUGACGGUCUCAAGCUUUCCGCCAACUCUGCUGCUCUGGAUCUGGCAAAUUCAAGAACCCCGGAUCUUGACUGGACCCUGGGAUCACGGUACAGACCGGCUCAUCAGAGCAUGCCCCACACCGAUUCCUCCAUGUACCGACCUGUCCUCAGCAAUCUCAACAUCAGUAGCCCACCAGCGGAUCGACCGGCGGAUCUGACGCGUCGCAAAUCACAACGUCAUUCUCUGGGAGUUACUUUUGAAGACAACUCACCUCUACCGUCCAACUUGACCGUCUCACGUCCCACUUCCCUCCAAACAUCCUAUUCAAGCAACGACGUUCCUACUGUGAAGAAGUCCUUGACUCUGGAUUCCAUCCCGACCCCUCCCAAGACGCAGGCCGAACAGCAAUUCCAUAACCACAACGUCAGCCUGGGACGCAUUCCUGCAAACGCCAUGAAUAAUCGUCAGAGCCGAGAGAUCAUCAACGGAGCCGCCAAGGUUGAGGACAAGGCCAUUUCCUCUGCCCCACCAAUGUCGAAUCUCCACGCCAGUGCAGCACCAUUCAGCUCCACCUACUCAGCGGCGUCCGAUCCGAACUUGACGAACAUGACGAGCCUUCCUGCGGCCUACCCUCCUGCGCAGCCAUAUGUCUACAAUAUGCAAAGCUACAACGUCAACCAGAUGAAUCCUCAGGCUCCGGUUGGUGGAUCUGCUGGUGCAUAUGGUCAGAACCAAGGUGUCUUUGGGAUGAACAGUGGUUACAAUGCUCCACCUCCUCGUGCUGGCACUGGCCGUCGCAAUCACGGUGACGAAGCCCGAUUCAACAAUGUUCCGCUUGAGACUUAUCGUGGCAGUCUCUAUGAGCUUUGCAAGGAUCAACAUGGUUGCCGAUAUCUCCAGCGCAAGCUUGAAGAUGGUGAUGAGGACCACGCCCAGGCUAUCUUUGUCGAAACUUGUCCUCACAUCAUCGAACUGAUGACCGAUCCAUUCGGCAACUACCUCUGCCAGAAGCUUUUUGAGCAUUGCAACGAGGAACAACGUACCACCUUGAUCAACACGGCCUCACCGGCUCUGACCACCAUUGCACUCAAUCAACACGGGACCCGUGCUCUCCAGAAGAUGAUUGAGUUCGUUCACACCCCGGAGCAGGUCGAUACGAUUAUCCAAGCAUUGUCUGGACGCGUUGUUGAGCUUGUUCAGGAUCUCAACGGUAAUCACGUCGUUCAGAAGUGUCUCACUCGUCUUGGCGCCGAGCGCUCUCAGUUCAUCUACGAUGCCGUUGGCAAAUACUGCGUGGUGGUCGGUACUCAUCGUCAUGGAUGCUGCGUUCUUCAGCGCUGUAUCGACCAUGCCCAAGGCUUUCAGCGGGCUCAACUCAUCGCUCGAAUUACUCAUUGCGCUUUCGAUCUCGUCCAAGAUCCUUUUGGCAAUUAUGUCGUCCAAUACAUUCUCGAUCUCGACGAAGCGGCAUUCACCAAACCACUCUGUGAGAGCUUCUUCGGCCGCGUCCCAGCAUUGUCCAAACAGAAAUUCAGCUCCAAUGUCAUUGAAAAGUGCCUGCGUACCGCCGAUUCCGAAACCAAGGAAGCCAUGAUUGACGAGAUGCUUCGGGGCAACGAGUUGGAAAAGAUGCUUCGAGACUCAUUUGCCAACUAUGUUGUCCAGACUGCAAUGGAAUUUGCCGAUCCACCAACCAAGAUUCGUCUUGUCGAUGCGAUCCGUCCUAUUCUCCCACUGAUCAAGCAGACUCCUCAUGGUCGACGCAUUGCAAGCAAGAUUUUGAGUAACGAUGCUCAAGUUCGGUCCAAUGGUCCAUUGACUUCGAACGAUGCUCUCCUCACGAGAAGCAAUCGUCGCGCUGUCCAGAUUGUCGGUGGCGGCUUCAACGUUCGGACUCCAAAUGGUUAUGACACGGGGGACAUGUCCACUGAGACUAUUCCUUCCAAUGGCAACGGCUAUGGUAUGAUGCACCACAUGACCACCAACUCUAAUGAUUCCACGGUCAACAUGUACAACGCACCCUAUGCAAAUGAGCUUGGUCAGAAUGGCUAUACUGGGUACAUCAACAGGUCAGGCGCAAGCUCCAACAAUGUCCUUUGA